AAUGGGAUUGUCAGUUUUAGCAAGGGGAACUUUGCAAGAAAAAUUACAGUGGGCUUUCCAGCUCUACGAUGUUAAUAAGGAUGGAAUAAUAACAAAGGAGGAAAUGUUAGACAUUGUCGGCUCUAUCUAUGAUAUGAUGGGACAUUAUAGUGCAGAGAACGAUGCAACUCCUAGGCAGCACGUUGAAUCGGUGUUUAGUAAAAUGGAUCAGAAUAAGGAUGGGGUUAUAUCGGUUGAAGAAUUUAUGGACUCAUGUAAAAAGGAUAAGACAAUCAUGCAAUCACUCUGUGCUUUUGACACAGUGAUGAAUGGAUGA
Molecule: messenger RNA, 316 nt
Organism: Dimorphilus gyrociliatus
Lineage: Eukaryota; Metazoa; Annelida; Polychaeta; Dinophilidae
Source: the annotation of a GenBank genome assembly